GUUAGGCAGCAUGUGGGCCAGGAGGUGAGUGCAGAGGUGAAGGGGUGAAUGGGGAACUGAAAAGAGCGAACGACUGAGGGAAGCCCUGAAGUUCUGGUGAACAAAAGCCAGUGUCAGGGAAGCCGAAGAGGAGAGAGCUGGGGUCAGAGCCAGAGGGAGGCAUGAAGGGGACUGCGUGACAGCCCCCAGCCCGCGGCUGCCCGGAGCAGGAGACGACCCCCCCCCCUCCUCCCCGGGCCGGGACAUGAGGGAGGAGGCGCCGCCCGGCCCGCCAGAGCAGCCCCGGCGCCCGCCAGCCACAGCGCAGCAUGGGGCUCGCCCCCCUCCUCGCCCUCUGCCUCUGGAGCCGGGUACUGGGUAAUGACAUUCUGGGGCUGAAGCUACCGAGUGACCCUGUCCUGACCCCCAACACGGUGUGCCUGACCCUGCCGGGACUCAGCAAACGCCAGAUGGGCCUAUGUGUGCGUAGCCCAGAUGUGACCGCCUCGGCCCUGCAGGGCAUCCAACUCGCCAUCCAGGAGUGUCAACACCAGCUGCGGGACCAGCGCUGGAACUGCUCCAGCCUGGAGGGGGCGGGCCAGGUGCUGCAGGACAGCGCCAUCCUCAAGAGAGGCUUCCGGGAAAGUGCCUUCACCUUCUCCCUGCUGGCGGCGGGUGUGAUGCACUCGGUGGCCACGGCCUGUAGCCUGGGCAAGCUGCAGGGCUGCGGCUGCGCGUGGGGGGAGCACGGCGGCCAGGAGAAGCAGCGGCUGAAGCUAAACCAGCUGCAGGCGCUGUCCCGGGGCAAGGGCCUCCCUCCUCACCUGGCCUCGCUCCUGGGCGAGCCCGGCCCGCAGGACACCUGGCAGUGGGGCGGCUGUGGGCCCGACAUCAGCUUCGGGGAGCGCUUCUCCCGGGACUUCCUGGACUCACGAGAGGUGCCACGCGACAUCCAGGCCCGGAUGAGGAUCCACAACAACUGGGUGGGCAGGCAGGUGGUGGCGGAGAACAUGAAGCGGAAGUGCAAGUGCCACGGCACGUCGGGCAGCUGCCAGUUCCGCACGUGCUGGCCGGUGGUGCCCGAGUUCCGGCUGGUGGGCGCGGUGCUGCGGGAGCGGAUGCAACACGCCGCCUUCAUCAGCGCCCACAACCGCAACAGCGGCGUGUUCGGGCCGCGGCUGGGCCCGCGCCGCCUGGCCCGCGAGCUGGUCUACUUCGAGAAAUCACCCGACUUCUGCGAGCACGACCCGGCGCUCGACUCGCCCGGCACCCGCGGCCGUGCCUGCAACCGCACCAGCCCCCGAACGGACGGGUGCGCCAGCCUGUGCUGCGGGCGAGGCCACAACCUCCUGCGCCAGACGCGCCGCGAGCGCUGCCGCUGCCACUUCCACUGGUGCUGCUCCGUGCUGUGUGAUCAGUGCCGGCUCAACACCUGGCUCAGCGUCUGCAAGUGAGGGGGGGCCGCCUGCGCCGCCCCCAGCCCUGCCUCCUGCCCCGGCAGCAUGGACGGAGCAGCCCCCCGCCCGCUGCCUGACACGAGGGUCCCUGCAGGUGUUUCGGGGCGUGCGCAAAGGCUGCGGGCCAAAGAGAAGGGCAGCACCCCAGCUCCGCGCCCAUAACUCCUAGGGCUUUGUGGGAAGGGAACAAGAAGCGUGGGGAGGGGGGAGGGCGCUGCAGUGGGGCCGGGGGGAAGCUAAGCAAAUUUUGCAAAUGCU
This is a messenger RNA of Malaclemys terrapin pileata, 1694 nucleotides long. It is a transcript of the gene WNT10B, whose product is annotated as Wnt family member 10B. Bases 309 to 1433 code for a protein of 374 amino acids. The record is from RefSeq and is a predicted model, not a curated record. Gene Ontology annotation, molecular function: frizzled binding; cytokine activity. The transcript is spliced from 5 exons. Gene Ontology annotation, cellular component: extracellular region. NCBI's taxonomy places the organism in Eukaryota, Metazoa, Chordata, Testudines, Emydidae. Gene Ontology annotation, biological process: cell fate commitment; neuron differentiation; multicellular organism development.